Messenger RNA from Linnemannia hyalina, 2661 nucleotides. The record is from the annotation of a GenBank genome assembly. NCBI's taxonomy places the organism in Eukaryota, Fungi, Mortierellomycota, Mortierellomycetes, Mortierellales, Mortierellaceae.
AUGGCUAGCUCAACAGACGUCCUCAUGGCAGACCAAACUUCGACUCUGAUGCUCACAGACGACUCCUUCCAGGAUCCAGUUGCCGCUACAACAGCAACGGGCAGUAGCAGUGGUGGUGUGCCUGACUUUGUCAAGAAGCUCUACCGGAUGCUCGAAGAAAAAGAACACGACCCUAUUGUCUCUUGGGGAAAGUCCGGCGAGACCUUUGUCGUCAAGGAGCCCAACGAGUUUGCCAAGGCCAUCCUCCCCAAGCACUUCAAGCACAACAACUUUGCUUCCUUUGUUCGUCAACUCAACAAAUACGACUUUCACAAGAUCAAAACCACCGAGGACGCUGCCCGACCCUACGGCGACCAGGCAUGGGAGUUUCAGCACCCAAAGUUUCAGGUUGACAAACGAGAUCUGCUGGAAAACAUCAAGCGCAAGACACCCACCAACAAGAAACUGUCGAUACCCUCUGGCUCUUCCCCCGACCACCAGGCGGCCACGUCAGAAGAGUGCCAGAUGCAACUGGACGACAUGCUCAAGAUCCAAACAAAGAUGCAAGCAGAGCUCGCGCAAUGCGAAGCCAAGCUCAAGGCGCAAGACCAAUUGAUCCACCAGCUCCUGGGGCUGCUCGGGUACUCUACCUCAGGUGACGGUACCUUAGUCAGAAACUUGUCCCACGCUGGAGUCGACUCUAAAUUAUCAUCACUGACGGCCAGUCCCACCUCUAGUCCUACCCAGCAGCAGAAGCAACAACCUCAACCGCGCAAGGGCACCAAGCGUGCAUCACAACAGGAGACUGCCAUCCAAGAGCAACAGACCGCCUUCAACUCGCCACCCCAGUCCUCCACAUCCUCCUCGUCAUAUCCUAGCCUGGGACUCCCCGCCUUCCCUUUGAGCCAAUUGACGACCAAGAAGCAAGGCGACGCUGUUGGAAAGCAGCCCACCUCCAAGCCAGCCACGAAACCUACCGCCAAACAGCAGCGCGCCUUGGCACAGAAACAGCAACAGGAGCAACGGAUACAGCAGCAAAAGGAGGAACAGCAGCAGCAACAACAACAGUAUAUCUCAGAUGUUAUUUCGAACGACAACAGUCUGACGCUCCAGCGCUCAAAUAUGGUCAUCCCCAGCUGGGCCAUGCCACCCAAGGUCUUGCUUGUCGAUGAUGACGAUACCUGCCGACGACUGAGCUCAAGGCUCUUGCAGAUCUUUGGAUGUCCCUUUGAUGUUGCCGAAGACGGCAUGGCCGCUGUCGGAAAGAUGACCCAUCAGAAAUACGACAUUGUCCUCAUGGAUAUUGUGAUGCCCAAGCUGGAUGGAGUUUCAGCAACGACACAGAUUCGACAGUUUGAUGCCAUGACGCCCAUUAUCAGUAUGACCUCCAACACCACCAACAACGAUAUCAUGACCUACUUUGCCAACGGAAUGAACGAUAUUCUGGCCAAACCCUUUUCCAAGGCCGGUCUGUUGAACAUAUUGGAGAAGCAUUGCCAACAUCUGAGGUAUCUCAAGUUGGGCACCGGACUCCUGUCCAUCCCUCCGUCAUCCUCCUCAGCAGCUGGAGCUGGUUCAGGAUCGGGAUCGGGGGCUGUGGAGGGUCAGGACGAGACGACGCGGUUACAGAUCUUGUACCACUCUGGUGCAGGUGAUGUCAAUGCGAAUGGCGGGGCUGGAGGAAACGAUAGCAUGGAUCUUUAUCAGACCGGCGGGAUCCAACUUGUAAAUAGUAACGAAAAGCCGGUCGGAAACAACGGAAACGGUACCGAGACCGUGAGCAUGGGUCUCCAGAUGGGCAUGGGAGGCAUGUUGAUCCUGAACGGCGUCAACGGUGCUGAUCUGGCCUCUUCCAACGGUAGUGCUGGUGGCGAGGAUGAUAACGGAAUCGCAGCAUCUCAGAACGGGUUCAUGGCCAGUGCUGCUCAGAUGCUCCAGCAGCAACAGCAGCAGCAUCACCAACAGCAGCAACAACAACAUCAGCUUCAUCAACAACAACAGCAACAGAGACCUCUACAGCAACAGCAGCAGCAGCAGACGUUACAGGAUCAGCACCAUGUGCAGAUGAUGAACGCUCACCACCGCAGCAGUCUAUCGUCGAACCUGAUGACCCAGCAUACGUCGAUGGCCAUGUCGAUGCCUGGAACCUCGGCCUCUUCCUCCGCAGGUCUGAUGUCUCCUAUGCCUAUCGUCAAUGGAUCCGGUUCCGCUUUUUCCACAGCGGGAUCUGGAGCCUCGAUGAUGUACAAUUUUGCUCCCGGCAGCAGUAGCCCCAUGGACCCUCUUGGGCAGCAACAGCAACAUCACCACCACCAACAACAACAGCAGCAGCAUCAUCAUCAGAUGCAACAACAGCACCAACAGCAACAACAGCAACAACAACAACAACAACAGCAGCAACAGUUUGCAAAUGCGUUGCAUCCUCCUUCGCAUAUGCCAUUGUACCACCACCCUGCAGGAGCUACAGGACCAACCAUGACACUGAUGUCGAUCAAGACUGAGGGUUCCUUAUUGGGUCAGCCUGGCAGCAACGGAAGUGUCCCCCAGAUGGUCAGUCAUCAUCAUGUUGCCAUGACGCUGGGUCAUCCUGUCGACUUUGGUGAUGCCCUUGGAGCUGCUGGUAUGGGUGGCAUGGACAUGGAUCCCCGUCGCAAGCGCGCCAAGAUCGAAGUCAUCGAGUAA